Molecule: messenger RNA, 402 nt
Organism: Angiostrongylus costaricensis
Lineage: Eukaryota; Metazoa; Nematoda; Chromadorea; Rhabditida; Metastrongylidae
Source: the annotation of a GenBank genome assembly
AUGCUUGAAUAUCAAGGAAUUGAUCAAGACGCAUACAUAUCGAAAGGACACAAAUUUAUUAACGAGUACGUGGAAGGGACUCGAUACAAUACAAACUUCGCUCUGACCAAACUUUUCUCUGGAAAGGGGUGUUUUGAGGAAUCGAAAGUGCCGGAGAAGUCGGCGUUCGAUGACGGAGCGCUCCUUCUUCUCAUGAAGCUGAACACUCUGGUGGAUGUGACGCAGUGAGUUCUACUAGUGUUGCCAGUUCGACGGCGAAUCCAUCAAUGCCCGCCGGGUGCCGGAGCCGGACCGCCUCAGUGGGCGGGGCAGGCGAUUCGUGAGAAUCUGGCUCGUUGCCAGGCGGACGACGUAAUGGGCGGAGCCUGGCGACGACGGCAGCCGAACAAGCGCCAUUAUUGA